Arabidopsis lyrata subsp. lyrata is the source of this 920-nucleotide messenger RNA. Its product is annotated as PRA1 family protein F3. Lineage: Eukaryota; Viridiplantae; Streptophyta; Magnoliopsida; Brassicales; Brassicaceae. Gene Ontology annotation, biological process: vesicle-mediated transport. The coding region runs from base 162 to 728 and encodes 188 amino acids. The record is from RefSeq and is a predicted model, not a curated record. Gene Ontology annotation, cellular component: endoplasmic reticulum; Golgi apparatus. The transcript has a single exon.
ACAAUCUAAUUAAUCUUGUUUUAUUCCAUAAACAAAAUGUGUAUCACCUAAUUCUCUGGACCUUUCAUAAUUCAUAUAUACAUAACAAACAGUCUUUUCAUUAUUUUCAUUUAUUUCUCUGUUCAAUCUCACAGGCGCUACACCAUAACGCGAUAUUACUAAUGACGAACUACGGUGCGAUUCCGACGUCGUCUCAUGCAUCUCCGGUGGUGGAUCUUGAGUCUCUCUCACGCGCCAAGCACCGUAUCAAAGCCGGACUAGCCACGCGCCGUCCUUGGAGAGUGAUGUUCGAUUUUCACUCCAUGGGACUACCUCACAGCGUCUCCGAUGCUUUCACAAGAAUCAAGACCAAUCUUGCUUACUUCCGUAUGAACUACGCAAUCGUUGUCUUGAUCGUUAUCUUCUUCAGCUUGAUCUGGCAUCCGACAUCGCUCAUCGUUUUCACCGUCUUGGUCGCUGUUUGGAUCUUUCUUUAUUUUCUCCGUGAUGAGCCUAUCAAGCUGUUCCGAUAUCAGAUCGAUGAUCGGACGGUCUUAAUUGUUUUAUCGGUGUUAACCGUCGUUCUACUUUUGUUGACCAACGCGACGUUUAAUAUUGUUGGAGCGCUUGUGACCGGAGCUGUGUUGGUUUUGAUCCAUGCGGUGGUUAGGAAGACAGAGGAUCUUUUCUUGGAUGAAGAAGCGGCGACGACUGAGACUUCUGGGCUGACGUCAUACCCGUCGACUUAAAUGGAUUGAUCUCGAACUUUGUUUUUUUUUUUUUUUUUUGUAUAUUAUCUUUGUUUUUUUUAAUAAUCAUUUUUAUGUGUAAUCAAUUUUUAUUGGUGUGAGUUUGGUUUGAGACUCAUUCUCUCUUUUGUUUUUGAGCUUUGAGUUACUGUCUGAAGUUUGAACAAUUCUAAAUUGUUACAAUUUUUAUUA